Messenger RNA from Erigeron canadensis, 1760 nucleotides. RefSeq names its product protein IQ-DOMAIN 5-like. The transcript has 7 exons. Gene Ontology annotation, molecular function: protein binding. Bases 195 to 1364 code for a protein of 389 amino acids. Lineage: Eukaryota; Viridiplantae; Streptophyta; Magnoliopsida; Asterales; Asteraceae. The record is from RefSeq and is a predicted model, not a curated record.
UAAAAAUUAAAUGCAACAGCUUUGAAACAAAAUCCAAACCCCACACAAAAAUUCCAUCUUCAUCUUCUCCUUCAAUCCACCACUGAAUUUCAGAUCCUAAAAACUCACACAUUCCAUGAUUAGCUUUUAAAGCCCCCUCUCUGUUUUUCUCAGGCUUAAAGCUGGUAAGUUGAAUCGGCUACAAUUCUACAAACAUGGGUGUUUCUGGAAAAUGGAUUAGAGCCCUUAUUGGCUUGAAGAAACAAGAAAAAUCACAACGUUCGGGAGAAGAUGGACAUAAAGUCAGCACUGGAAAGUUUCGUCACCGGAGAAAUAGUUCUAUAGAGAUAAAUAGUGACAUAUUUCUAAACAAGCUUAAUGUUGAAGAUGGCAAUAGCACUGGAAUCCAAGAUGUUGCUGAGUCUUCUUCCACUCCACAUCAAGUGCAAGGUUCAUCUCAGAUAGAGCAACAUAUGAGAGAAGAGUGGGCAGCUACACAUAUACAAACUGCUUUUCGAGGAUUUUUGGCUAGGCGAGCUCUAAGAGCUCUAAAGGGAUUGGUCAGACUGCAGGCCCUUGUGAGAGGCCAUGCUGUGAGAAAACAAGCUGCAAUUACUCUUCGCUGUAUGCAAGCGUUAGUGAGGGUUCAGGCACGUGUUCGAGCUAGGCGUGUUCGCAUUGCAUUAGAAGGUCAGUCAGACGAACAGAAACUUCAACAACAACAACACGAAGCUCAUGUUCGAGAAAUAGAGCAAGGUUGGUGUGAUAGUGUUGGAUCCGUUGAACAAAUCCAAGCAAAGUUGAUAAAGAAACAGGAGGCUGCUGCCAAACGUGAAAGAGCUAUGGCAUAUGCUCUUGCUCACCAGUGGCAAGCAGGAUCCAAACAACAGGUAGCUCCCUCUGGAUUUGAACCAGAUAAAACUAACUGGGGUUGGAACUGGCUGGAGAGAUGGAUGGCAGUUCGUCCAUGGGAAAAUCGCUUUCUUGAUGUCAAUACUAGAGAUGAAGUGAAGAUUCAGGAGAACGGAUCUGCUGCUAAAGAAGAGCAGGAACAUGGCAUCAAGAACCAGUCGAAAUCUGUUGGCAAGAAACUUGUGGCAUCAGAUCUUCAUUUAGAAUUAGCAAAUGACAAAGGGAGUCAAUCUCAAUCUGAUGGCAUCGGCUCUUCCCCUGUUAAGUCCGUUAGUAUGCAAGAAACUCUGACAUCAUUGCCUGUCAAGACAAAGGUAAAGCCGCUCUCGGAUUCAAUCCAGUCAAGAUCACAUAGCAAGCCUAGAGAGAGGUCGUCAACUUUGGGUAAUCAAGGAAAGAAACGCCUAUCUCUGCCUUCUAACGGAAAAACAGGUAAAGGUGUUGGAAGCUCAAACAGAAAGAUUUCUUUAUAAAUUAUUAUGGAGUCGAAUCAAAAUGAAGACAAAAUAGAGACAGCUGCUUCUCAAGUGAAGCAACAUCAGAUGCUUGUAUAUACGUGAGCUAUUUGUGACAUUGAGCUAGAACCAAGUCACCUGUUUCCAGUCUAUCGUGGUGUUGGCACCGUUAUAGGCCGAUAAGUUGAGCAUGUUGUCAUAAUUUAUGUAGUGUUUUGGUAGCAAUGUUGUGAUUGUUGGUUUUCCUUCAUUGUUUUGUAACUAUAAAUGUGUAUCUUUCGUCACCCGAGUUUGUCCGGGUACAUGAAGAGGAGAAAUAACAGGCGUUAAAAUGGUCGUUCACUGUAUGUUGUUUAUCUGUAGGCUGUCUUUUUCUCAUAAGUAUGUAACAUGUCAUUUCAAGUUGAUUUACAA